This is a messenger RNA of Arabidopsis lyrata subsp. lyrata, 2734 nucleotides long. Its product is annotated as pentatricopeptide repeat-containing protein At1g22830. The record is from RefSeq and is a predicted model, not a curated record. Lineage: Eukaryota; Viridiplantae; Streptophyta; Magnoliopsida; Brassicales; Brassicaceae. Gene Ontology annotation, biological process: RNA modification. Gene Ontology annotation, molecular function: protein binding; RNA binding.
AGAGUAUUUUUGUUUUAACAUAGGUAAUUGUAAUUUUACCCAAAAAAAAAAAGAAGGUAAUUAGUAACAUUUUGAAAAAACCGUAACUUUACCUUUUUUAGUCAGAUUCUUUUUUUUCCCUCGCAAAAAUAUGUCUAUCGCUAGAGUUUAGUGGGCCAAUAUGGGUUACAAAUCAAAUGGGUCUGGGAGUGGACAAAUCUAAACAAUGGGCCCAAAUGAUUUGAGCACAUAUCAGCAGCAAACGGAGUCUCUUUCUUCUUCUUUCUACAAAACCUUCACGCGCGGCUUCUCCUACUGUCGCUUCGUCCGGUUCUGUCGGUGCUGUCUCCGAAUCACUGUCUUUUUUUCUUUUUUCUUCCUAUACGAGUUCUGUCUCGUCUCUUCUAUGUUUCACUAGAUGUACUCAUACUUCCAUGUUAAGCCUGUUAAUGACGGAGAAGCGAAAUUGGAUUAACUUUCGCUUUCAUGGAUCAAACUAGUGUUGGAACAAUAAUCAAAACCCAUUCUUUGUUGCCAUCAUAUGCAGCUUACUGUAUAUGCCGUCUUCUCCUUCUCGCUCUAUACUUAGAGGUCUCACUGUAUCCGAAAUUCGCAAGUUUAUUCCUCAAUCUUGGAAACAGCCACCGAGACCCAUCUCUGAAACUCCCAAAACCCAUGAUGAAUCAGUUCCACAAGUUCUUUUCGAAUCAUUUAGACAUUGCAUUGCCCAUGGUCAAUUUUAUGAAGCUUUCAGAACUUUCUCUCUACUUCGUUACCAGUCUGGUUCUCAUGAAUUCGUUUUGUAUUCAGCAGCUUCUCUUUUAUCUACCUGUGUGGGUUUUAGUGAGUUUGUUCCUGGGCAGCAAAUUCAUGCUCAUUGUAUCUCGUCGGGUUUGGAGUUUGACCCUGUUUUGGUCCCAAAGUUGGUUACUUUCUACUCUGCUUUUAAUCUUCUUGACGAAGCUCAGACCAUUACUGAGAACUCUGACAUUUUGCAUCCCUUGCCGUGGAAUGUGCUUAUUGAUUCGUAUGUUAGGAAUAAACGGUUUGAAGAGUCGGUUUCUGUUUACAAGCGAAUGAUGAGUAAAGGAAUUCAACCGGAUGAAUUCACUUAUCCGUCUGUUCUCAAAGCUUGUGGAGCAUUACUGGAUUUUGCAUAUGGGAGAGUGGUUCAUGGCUCUGUUGAGGUUAGCUCUCACAGGUGCAGCUUGUAUGUCUGCAAUGCGUUGAUAUCUAUGUAUAAAAGAUUUGGUAAAGUGGAUGUUGCUCGGAAAUUGUUUGACAGGAUGUCUGAAAGGGAUGCUGUCUCAUGGAAUUCCGUAAUUAACUAUACUUCUGAAGGACUUCGAGAAGCUUUUAAGCUUUUUGAUAUUAAGUUCUCUGGUGUCGAAGCGAGUAUUGUAACUUGGAACACAUUAGCUGGAGGUUGUUUGCAGACAGGAAAUUACAUAGGGGCUUUGAAUUGUGUUGUUGGGAUGAGAAAUUGCAAUGUAAGAUUAGAUUCUGUAGCUAUGAUUAAUGGUUUAAAGGCAUGCUCACACAUUGGAGCGUUACAGUGGGGAAAAGUAUUUCAUUGCUUUGUGAUCCGUAGUUGUUGCCAUGAAAUUGACAAUGUUCGAAAUUCGUUGAUCACAAUGUACUCAAGAUGCAGCGAUCUUAGGCACGCCUUUAUAGUGUUUCAGCAGAUUGAAGCAAAUAGUUUGAGUACAUGGAAUUCUAUCAUUUCCGGUUAUGCACACAACGAGAGAUCAGAAGAAACCUCUUUCCUGCUCAAGGAGAUGUUGCUAUCUGGCUUUCACCCAAAUUACAUUACACUUGCUAGCAUUCUCCCUCUUUGUGCUCGGGUGGCAAACCUGCAACACGGGAAAGAGUUUCACUGCUACAUCCUGAGGCGCCAAAGCUACAAGGACUGUUUAAUCCUGUGGAACUCCCUUGUCGAUAUGUAUGCAAAAUCUGGGGAAAUCAUAGCUGCAAAGCGAGUAUUUGAUUCGAUGAGCAAGAGGGACAAAGUGACAUACACUUCCUUGAUAGAUGGAUAUGGCAGGCUGGGUAAAGGAGAAGUCUCCUUGGCAUGGUUCAAGGAUAUGAACAGAUCCGGUAUCAAACCUGAUCAUGUAACUUUGGUUGCUGUUUUAUCAGCUUGCAGCCAUUCCAAUUUAGUGCCUGAAGGACACAGGUUGUUUACGAAGAUGGAGACUGGGUUUGGUAUACGCCCUCGCCUUGAACACUAUUCUUGUAUGGUUGAUCUUUAUUGCAGAGUAGGUGACCUGGCUGAAGCCAGGAAGAUAUUCCGCAAAAUACCUUGCGAGCCAACAAGUGCCAUGUGUGCUACUAUACUGAAAGCGUGCCUCAUCCACGGGAACACAGACAUUGGUAUAUGGGCUGCAGAUAAGCUACUACUGGAGACGAAGCCAGAACACUUAGGGCACUAUAUGUUGCUUGCAGAUAUGUAUGCAGUUACUGGUUCUUGGAACAAGCUUGUAACGGUGAAGACUUUCCUGAGUGACUUGGGUGUGCAAAAGGCUCAUGAGUUUGCUUUGAUGGAAACAGAUUCCGGGUUAGAUGAAGAGAUUAAUAAGCCGAUGAUCGAUUCUGCCGUUAAUCAAGAGCAAAGUUCAGAUGAAGAACGUCUUGUAGAAGUAGGAUAAAGAAUCAAAGACUGAUAGAAGAAUGUUUUAUUAUUCACUGCUUCAAAAUAAUCAAACUUGAGCACCGAUUUUUUUUACUGUACAUUAAUCCUAUAUUAAUUCAACCA